AUGGCGCCUCCAGUGGAGUCUUUCCUUGCAUCUGAGCUUCAAAACCACAUCAACCAACUACCAAAUGGGAAGAGGAGGAAGGGCGGAGAUGUCGACCUGAAAAAGUGCUCGCUACACGAGUUGGUGCAAUAUUCGUGUUACUUGGAGGGUGACCCCAAAGCAAGCGAUUCUGUCAUCAAGUGCAAGCCAUGUGCAGAUGGUUUGAUGGUUGAGACUACAGCAUUCGAAGGGGGAGAUUAA
Molecule: messenger RNA, 240 nt
Organism: Bacidia gigantensis
Lineage: Eukaryota; Fungi; Ascomycota; Lecanoromycetes; Lecanorales; Ramalinaceae
Exons: 2
Coding region: 1-240 (79 amino acids)
Cellular component (GO): mitochondrial inner membrane peptidase complex
Source: RefSeq, a predicted model, not a curated record